CUUCUUUUUUAACCAACAGAUCAAAUGUCGUUCUCUUGUCCGUAAAACCACAAAACCCCAGGCUCUCUCCCCUUUCUAUCUGCACUAGAAUCCGUCGACGGUGACGAUGGCUCUGACGGAGCUCGAUGACGAUAUGGUGGCCAGCAUGACUAUAGGAGCCAUCUUCUCCGAUUUCGGUGGUAGGAUGAACUCAAUUGACUUUCAUCGUAAGGACGAUCUUCUGGUCACAGCCAGCGAGGAUGAUUCAGUUCGGUUCUAUGAUAUCGCCAAUGCUAAGUUGCUGAAGACAACAUAUCAUAAGAAACAUGGCACUGAUAGAAUAUGCUUUACCCAUCAUCCCAGCUCGGUUAUAUGCUCGUCAAGAUAUAAUUUGGAUUCUACUGGAGAAUCAUUGCGGUAUCUUUCAAUGUACGAUAAUAGAUGCCUUCGCUACUUCAAGGGGCAUAAAGAGAGGGUUGUCUCCCUCUGCUUGUCUCCUGUAAACGAUAGUUUCAUGUCUGGUUCUCUUGAUCACACCGUCAGAAUAUGGGAUCUUCGUGUGAAUGCAUGCCAGGGAAUUCUGCGGUUGCGGGGUAGACCCACAGUUGCAUAUGAUCAACAAGGUUUGGUCUUUGCUGUGGCAAUGGAAGGGGGUGCUAUAAAAUUAUUUGAUUCACGUUCCUAUGACAAGGGUCCUUUUGAUACAUUUUUAGUUGGUGGAGAUACUGCUGAAGUUUGUGAUAUAAAAUUCAGCAAUGAGCAAUCGAUGCUCCUUACAACUACAAAUGACAAUAUUUAUGUUCUUGAUGCAUACGGAGGGGAGAAGCGCUGUGGGUUUAGUUUGGAACCGUCUCCAAAUACAAUUAUGGAAGCAACUUUUACCCCAGAUGGCAAGUAUGUGGUCUCAGGCUCAGGAGAUGGAACUUUGCAUGCUUGGAGCAUUGACACGCGAACUGAGGUGGCAAGCUGGAGUAGCCAGAUAGGCAUAGUGACUUGUUUGAAAUGGGCUCCUCGUAGGGCCAUGUUUGUGACUGCAUCAUCUGUUCUCACUUUCUGGAUUCCAAACAACGAAAAGUCAACAGCUACUGAGCCAGGUUUCAUGGAAACUCAAGCUGGAGCUCAAGCUGAUCAUGUUCCUCAAUGAUUCGUAAGUCUCUCUUUAGUAACUUAAAAAUAAUAAAUAAGAAUCUGGUUUAGUAAUUCUUUGGAAAUAUCCGAGCCCGGUUGAAAGUUUUGUGUAUGCUUGACUUAGCUCUAGCUUUGUAAUCUCCCUUCCCACCCCCCCUCUUUCUCUCUCUUCAUCAAGAGUAUAUGGUAAAAGUGAUUAGUUAAUUUUGUUAAGUUUAUAACUAUUAAGCUUUUAGUGAUUUAUCUAAUGAAUCAGAUAUUUAUUCCA
Messenger RNA from Carica papaya (papaya), 1375 nucleotides. Its product is annotated as Transducin/WD40 repeat-like superfamily protein. Gene Ontology annotation, cellular component: Set1C/COMPASS complex. The record is from RefSeq and is a predicted model, not a curated record. Gene Ontology annotation, molecular function: chromatin binding; protein binding. NCBI's taxonomy places the organism in Eukaryota, Viridiplantae, Streptophyta, Magnoliopsida, Brassicales, Caricaceae.